AUGCCCCGCAACCACGGCGGCGGGGAGGAGGGCAGCUCCGCGGGGCUCUGGGUGAAGAGCGGCGCGGCGGCGGGUAUGAAGGAUGUGGAGUCGGGCCGGGGCAGGGCGCUGACGAGCUCGGCGGCCCGCGGCGACGGCCUGCUGCUCCUGGGCACCGGCGGCACGGCCGCCCCCGCCGGGCUGCGGGAGGGCCGCCGCGGGAAGCACGGUGCCCGCAUGAGCCUUCUGGGGAAGCCGCUGUCGUACAGCAGCGGGCCGAGCUGCCGCAGGAACGCCAAGUACCGCCGGCUGCAGAACUACCUGUACAACGUGCUGGAGCGGCCCCGAGGAUGGGCCUUCGUCUAUCACGCCUUCGUUUUUCUCCUUGUGUUUGGUUGCUUGAUUUUGUCCGUGUUUUCUACUAUUCCUGAACACACAAAACUUGCCUCUGGUUGUCUCUUCAUUUUGGAAUUUGUCAUGAUUGUUGUCUUUGGUUUGGAAUUUAUUAUUCGUAUCUGGUCUGCUGGAUGCUGUUGUCGAUACCGAGGAUGGCAAGGAAGACUGCGCUUUGCAAGGAAACCAUUCUGUGUAAUAGACAUCAUUGUUCUCAUCGCUUCAAUAGCAGUUGUUUCUGCAAAAACUCAGGGUAACAUUUUUGCAACAUCAGCACUGAGAAGUCUUCGUUUCCUACAGAUCCUUCGUAUGGUGCGUAUGGACCGAAGAGGAGGCACUUGGAAAUUAUUAGGUUCAGUAGUUUAUGCACAUAGCAAGGAAUUAAUCACAGCCUGGUACAUAGGAUUUUUAGUACUCAUCUUUUCAUCUUUCCUGGUUUAUCUGGUGGAAAAAGAUGCAAAUACCCAAUUCUCCACAUAUGCAGAUGCUCUCUGGUGGGGCACAAUCACAUUGACAACCAUUGGUUACGGAGACAAAACUCCUCUUACUUGGCUUGGAAGGCUGCUUUCUGCAGGAUUUGCUCUACUUGGCAUUUCUUUCUUUGCACUACCUGCUGGCAUCCUUGGCUCAGGAUUCGCAUUGAAAGUGCAGGAACAGCAUCGUCAGAAACACUUUGAGAAAAGAAGGAAUCCAGCUGCAAGUCUAAUUCAGUGUGUAUGGCGUAGUUAUGCUGCUGAUGAGAAAUCGGUUUCCAUUGCUACCUGGAAGCCUCAUUUGAAGGCCUUGCAUACCUGCAGCCCUACAAAAAAAGAACAAGGGGAAUCUUCUAGCAGAAUUAUGAAAUUUCAUGUCGCAAAGAGAAAGUUUAAGGAAACACUUCGCCCAUAUGAUGUCAAAGAUGUCAUUGAACAGUAUUCAGCAGGUCAUCUAGACAUGUUAUGCAGGAUUAAGAGUCUUCAGUCACGCGUUGACCAAAUUCUUGGGAAAGGACAAAUCACAGCAGAUAAAAGAACCAGAGAAAAGAAUCCUGCAGAGAAUGAGACAACUGAUGACCUCAGUAUGUUAGGGCGGGUAGUCAAAGUGGAGAAACAGGUACAAUCCAUUGAGUCAAAAUUGGACUGUCUAUUAGAUAUUUAUCAACAAGUUUUGCGAAAAGGAUCUGCAUCUGCGCUCACUUUGGCUUCAUUUCAAAUGCCAGGUUUUGAAUGUGAGCAGACUUCUGAUUAUCAGAGUCCAUCAGACAGCAAAGAUUUAUCUAAUUCUGCACAAAUUAGUGGAUGUGUAUCCAGAUCAGCUAGUGCCAAUCUGCCUCGUGGCCUACAGCUUAUACUAACACCAAAUGAAUUUAGCACUCAGGCUUACUAUGCUUUCAGUCCAGCUAUGCAUAGUCAAGCAACACAAGUGCCAAAUGAUGGACCUGCAACAGUUAAUAAUACAUCAAACCAAAUAAACCAGGCAACCAAGCCAGCAACUCCGACAACAUUACAAAUACCACCUUUCUCAUCAAUGAAGCAUAUCAAUAAGCCUGAGCCUGUUCAUAUUAUUCCUGUAACCACACAGGAAAAUAUUUCCAAUGUCACCGCUUGCCUUGUUGCAUCAAAGGAUAAUGGACAAGUUGCACAGCCCAGUGCAACAAAGGAUCUCACGUGGAGAAAAAGUCUGGAUACAGAGGGGGAACCUUUGCUCUCAGUUAAACCUGUGGUGCAAAUGGACUUAGGAAAAUCUUUAUCUGUACAAAAUCUUAUACAGUCUACAGAAGAACUGAAUAUACAGAUUGCUGGCAGUGACUCCAGUGGUUCCAGAGGUAGCCAAGACGUAUACUCCAAAUGGAGGGAGUCGAAAUUAUUUAUAACUGAUGAAGAGUUGGAGACAGAGGCAGGAACAGAGACUACUGAAGCCAUCUCACGCCCAUUAGUGGAAACAACUCUCUCUGCUGACUCUCUAAGGACUGGAAUAUCAAGGUCAUCUCAAAGCAUCUGCAAGCCAGGGGAUGGUACAGAAGCACUCAAUCUGCUCCAUGUCAAACUUAAAUAACAGCUUGCUGGCUUUCUUCAUUGGCUGGUUCAUUCCUGUAGUCAUACAUAUCAUAGCAUGAACUGUUUUGAAAGCCUUUUUAAUAAGAUAAAAUCACAAAAAUCAGGAUGAAUCUGCAAAGCAGUUGAAUGAGCCCAUAUUUCCUAGCUGCAUGAAAAUGCAUGUUUAAGUGAUGGCUAGCAUCCAAAUUUACACCUACAGUAUGGCAGCCUUUGAUGAAAUACGGUAGGUUCAAAAUAAUGAGUUGCCUACAAAGCUAAUGCUGCAGGAUGUAUCAAAAAGAAAAAAAAAUCAAAAAUUUGAGCAUUUAGACAUAGUGCCGUCGCUACAGGGCAGAAGUAAAAAUUGUAAGGUUUAAAGCACUUUGCUUCUGAACUAAUUAAAUAUAUAUAUAUAAUGUCCUGGUUUAGAUGAUAGUUUAUGUUUACAACAAAAAAAUUAUCUACAGCUGCUAGCAAGGUACCAAGGAAAUCAGUAAUAUGGCUAGAAAUGCGGGGUUAGAAAUGGCUGCCAGUUGCAAGAUACACAUAUUUGCUCAUCAUUAAUCAGUUAUUUUUAGCUCUGAAAAACAAUAGAUUAACAUUCAUCCAAUUUUUGGUAAUUUAGUGCUGUGGCAGAAGCACCUGACACACCACUAUCACAUUGUUCUUCAUAAAAAGAAAACUAUUUUGCUACAAAAAGUUUGUAUUUUAAGGAUUGGGGCUGGCCUCAGAAGGGGAUAAUGCGGGUGGCUACACUGAGAAUUCAGGGGAAUCGCUCCUCCCAGUCUCAUUGAGAAGCUGUCUUGUGAAUCUGAACCAUUUUGGCAGCAAUAGGUGAGGGAAGGAAGCAGGUGCUGCCUUCAUGUUAGAAGCAAUAUUUCCUUCUGUGGAAAUUUGGCAAUUUUCCUUGCAGUCCCAGUCUGAUACUAUGACAGCACUUCAUAAGGCUGAGAAAGGAGGGAAAACAAGGAACUGAAAUACAAAGUAAAACUAAAGAGGACAGAACAGAGGAGAGAGAAAGACAACACAAUCAAUGUGGAAAUAAAUAAUAACACAGAUUUAGAUAGGCAGGAAGGGAAAUUAUCCCAUAAAACAAGAAAGGUAAAGAGGGGAAAAGGUACUUUUUUUUUUCCCCACAGAUAAUGAGUGCUAUUUCGAAAAAAAAGCCACAUAGGCAAUCAGAAAUUAAAAUAGAAGUAGAUAAGAUCGCCUUAACUGAAAAAAAAAAAAAAUUAAGGCAAGGGUUUGUUGCUUUUUUAAUAAAAGGUGAUGAGGAGAGAGAGGGAAAGUGGUAACAUUUAGAUCCUAACACUGUGUCCCAAUGGCAGUCAUUUUUUUGUGAACUUUCCAAGACAGAGCUUUCAGACUCCUUCCUCCGAAUACCCAAGUUUUCAGAUUCAAAGCCUACAUCAAACUGAGCAUUCCUGCCUGAUGCAUCCUCUUUUUUUUCUUACCCUAACCUACACUUUACUUCUGCUGAGAUGCAGGAGCAGUGUUAGUUCCUCUCUGCACAUCCCCAACAAUGCUUUCCUAUUGGGAGAACCGUUGCGCAGCCUAAACAGCCUGCUGCCUUUCCCAGCUGAAUGAAGUUUCUGUGUGUUGCCUCCUCUCAGAUUUACACCCCACCUGCACCACAGGCUUGUAGACAACCCAGUUUGGGCUCAGGUUCCCUCUAGCACCAGGAAUACUGAAUGUAUGGGGGUGCCAGUGCCAGCUCACUCAGGGCAGUGUGUUCUCAAGGCCCAGACCCACUGGGAACUUACUAUGUACAUCAAAAACAUCACUCCAGUCUUAACCAUGGCUAAAUGCUGUAGAUUGUAUUGUGAAGGACCUGAUCUGUUUACUAUGAAUCCAUUGUAACUUCUGCUUCCAUAUUUCCUUUAAAGAAGUAUUCCUGGAUGUUACAUGACAAUUUUAUUAUGUGAAAGUACAUGCAAACUGUAGAGUGUAUAUAUUGUGUCAUUAUAUGGGGUCCACGGACGGUACACUGUGUUCCAUGGCUUACACCGGAGCAAACUUCAGUUGUUAAAUCCUGAAAGACACCUUGAAGCACAAUUUCCUCACUGCUGAUUUGCCAUAUAAUUUACCACGUUCAGCCUUUCCUGUUUUCUUUACUUGCAAUCUGAUCAUACUAAAGCCUGAUUACAACAGUAAUUUUGUGAGGAUAAAUACGUUUUUUUUCACAUCUCAGUUCACUUAACUAUUAACUUAUUUGAAUGUCUGCAGUUUAUCCGGACAGAUCUGUAAGUUUAAACUAUCAAAAAUUUAAAAACUUACAAUCUUUUUUUAGUUUUCUUUUCCUUUUUCUUAACUUUUUAUGGUGCCUUUCUUGCCUUUCACAUGAAGCCUCCUGCUGCCCUAAGCAUAAAUAUGCAGUUAGGGUUCAGUUAAGGAGAAAGAGAUUGGGCACAUGGCAAUCGUGUGUCUGUAAUGAAACUCCCUUCCCCUCCUUGAGGAGAUUGAAAAAUCAAGGCAUCAUGAAUUGAACACCACUUUUCCACCUUCAUCUAUGUAAGCAGAUGAUUGCAUCACAUUGCAUCAAUGGGAUAACUGAGCAUUGCCCCUGCCUGUACCAAUUCCACACAGAAACAGGGCCUUGGGUUUUGCUGAUAAUUUAUCUCACAGAAACUUGGUAUUUUUGCCUUAAAUGACAUGCCUGAAUCCUUCUAAUUUUAAGUUAAUUUAUUUAAUACAACUUUGUGCACAAAAGAAUAAGUUCUAUAAAUGAUGUAUGAAAAUGUUAAUAUCUUUACAAAGUACUAAUAAAUCUAGAAGAUCAUAUCUUUUCAAAUUAUAGUUUAAAAUCCUAAUUUGUUUUCUUUUAUGCUCAUCAUUAUUAUUUUUGCAGCUGCAAGUCUUAUCAUAUAGGGGUUUUUAACAUAAUAUUGAUAGGAAAUAGAAAGAGUAGUGAAUAUAUGAAAUUUUAAAGAGGAAGAAUUGUUUGUUUGGAUUUUUUAUAAGUUUUACUUAUAUUUCCUCAUGAGGAGUUUCCUGUUUCUAUGCUCUCUCUUUGAAAGACAGUGUCAUGACUGACAAUCAUUCAUUAGUUUCACAAAAGAAGGGCCUGUCUGGCUUUUCAAGUCUUGUUCUGAGCUGCUUAUUAAAAUCCAGCUCAUGACAGCUAAUAAGAAGUGUUCAUGAGUCGGGACAAAAGACAAUUUUUUUUCUGAUUUACAAUCCACUUGAGGAUUGUUGGACGAGAGAAUUCGAACUUAAGUAAAAGCUUCAGGAAUUAAGCAUUAUCCAAAUAACUGUUUUCUGAUCAGCAUGUUCUUCUACCUGAAUGGAGGACUGAAUAGUUUUGAUGACUAUUAUUUGUUUAAGAAUUUGUAUUUGCUCCUGGCUUAUAUUAUCUAUACUUUCUAUUUAAAUAUGAAUAUGAUGUUUUAGCCUAGGGUUCGACAUUGCAAAGAUCAUACACUUUUAUUCACAGUGCCCACAGUUGUUCCAUGUUUUUGAGAUAAUCCUAUUAGAGUGACUGCUCUCAUUAUAGUAUGGUGAUGAGUAAUUCACCUGCUUUUGUGAUAAGUCAAAUCAUGCUGAAUGGCUGAUGUAUAGUAGACCAUCUGAUGUACUGUAGUAUUUCUGGAUUGGGACCUGCAAUCCUUACUCAAGCAAAAAUUCUAUGGAAUUCAUUCAUUUUAUGAAAUUCAAGAAUUUUUCUUGAAAUGGGAACUCAGAUUCAAAUCCUGAUUUUGUUGGGCAUCUGUUUAAAGUGAAAAUGGUAAUAUUCCAGUUAUUUCCUGAGGAAACUAAUACUUAGCUGAAUUUACCCAUGUCACAUUGACUAUAUAAAAAAUAACGCACAAAGUACUGAUGUAAAAAGGGAAGAAGUGAAGGGACAAUUUUAAAAAGCACAGAGAAUAAUCAGAAAAUUGGAGCAAGCAGGAAAACAUAACAGCAAAGGAAUGAAAAAAGGGUUUAAACACCUGAGGCUAAAUUCAUCCUUGGAUGGCUUCACUGACUUCAAUGCAUUCAUUGCCCAACUGAGUGAAGCUCUGCCUCCGUUGGGAUAACCAGGCUCAGUUCCACUGACCUUAAAGGAACUGAACCCACAUAUACCAGAAAUGAACUUGUCUCUCUGGGCCAACUUUUAUCCUGACUCAUAUGUCAUGCAAUCCUUUUGGAUUCACUGGGUUUGAAUGAAAUACAGGUCAGAAAAGAAUUUGUCCCAGAUAUUUCUGCUUCACAUUUUUUUCCAAGUGUGUUAAUUGACUUAAUUCAAGUGGAUUACAACAUUACACGGCGUCCUGUCACUGUCUAAAAAGGUUAAUUAGUUUUUGAAAUAAGACUUGUCCCCUGCAAUGUCAGUGGAAUCAUGCAAUAUUUUCCUGUCCGUUCAUCUGGAUGCAAAUGUGGCCAUUCAUUCAGUUGUGGUCACACAUAGGACAAUUCCAGACAUACCCAAUAUCAUCUGCUAUUGGAAGAAUUUUUGACUUCUUUGAAAGCCAAAAGACAGUUUUGUAGCAGGCUUAGAAAGCACGAUGGCUGCUUCCACUGACACUGCAACAACAUUAGCCAGUACAUUACAAUGUUAAUUGUAAAUUCUUGACAAAGUUGAAUCCAUAUUGUUGUUAAUAAAAAUGAUUUGAAAAGUA
Messenger RNA from Lepidothrix coronata (blue-crowned manakin), 6985 nucleotides. It is a transcript of the gene KCNQ5, whose product is annotated as potassium voltage-gated channel subfamily Q member 5. Gene Ontology annotation, biological process: transmembrane transport; potassium ion transport. The transcript has 12 exons. Lineage: Eukaryota; Metazoa; Chordata; Aves; Passeriformes; Pipridae. Gene Ontology annotation, cellular component: membrane. Gene Ontology annotation, molecular function: voltage-gated potassium channel activity. The record is from RefSeq and is a predicted model, not a curated record. Bases 1 to 2406 code for a protein of 801 amino acids.